AUGGUGCACCAAGUGAAGAUUCCUUUGCCGGAGCAUACAGGGGCAACGGAAUUGUGUGCAGCGUGGGAAACGCUCUCCAUGCGCUACGACGUCCUUCGAUCGACGUUUAUCACCGAUCCAACUACCCACGACGCGCUGCUUCGACUACAGCGCGACCACUGUUCCAACCUCCGCCUCCAACAGGACACGGACACUCUGCACGACUCCGAACGCGUGUUUCACGUAGGCGAUGACUUUUUCAGUCGGCUCACGGUGGUGGCAGUGGAACCUGCACUUUCGAACUACGCGCUGUUGACCAUCCAUUGCGCAUUAUGCGACCACGCGUCGCUCCACGCCGUGUUGGCCGACUUCAAGGACAUCUUGCGCUUGGGGCCAACGUCGCAGACACAGCCAUGCGCAUCACGCGUCGAAAGUGUCGUUGACGCUGUCGCGACCGUCCAAGCUGAUAGCGCUCGCACUCGAACAUUCUGGUCGAAAGAUUUGGCCAAUUUGGAACCGUCCAAGUCAUUGCUAACACCCAUCGUGGCGCUUGCACCGCAUAGCAAUCGAGACAUGACAUCUCGUGUGAUCGUUGUAUGCGCGCUGGCCAAACAUUUCUUGACCCAUGCAGCGGACAGUCUCGGCACAACUGUAGACGUGUUGACCAAGGCGGCAUGGGCUGCAACGAUUCGAAAGUACACGAGAUCGGACGACGUCGUUUUUGGACAAGCGAUUUCUUGCCACGACUGUCCAACAUCCGCUUGCCAAGGGAACGUCGGUCCAUUGAGAGGAGUUGUCCCGUGCCGAGUUCAGUUUUCGGACUGCCAGUCUGUGACUUCCUUUUUGUCCCAAGUUCACGACCACGACCGAGCAAUAGUCGAGCAUGGUUACGUCAGUGCGCUGCAAGUGGCUCGGUAUUGCGGCCAUGAAGACGUAGAUUUUGUCGACACGUUGUUCGAGUUUCUACAUGGCGAUGCCCCCAAGUCAAUGGCCCACGAAAUCGUAGCUACUGCCAACAUGGGCAGCUCCUUGCACGUGACUAUUGUUCCGGACGAGGUGGCCUUGACCAUUGUGUGCACUUUCGACUCGACACGUUGGCCAUUGGCGCAAGUGGAAGCGCUGGUGACCGAGCUUGAUUUUACGCUGACGAACUUGAACGCUUUGAUUGACCAAGGUGGCAACGUCGAGCAACUUUGGACUUUGUCCCCUGCCCAAACUGCCGUCAUCGCAAAUGCUUCUACGAGCGGUCAGCAACCGCUUCCUUGGGAACUCCUCCAUCACGCAUUUGAAAGCCACGCGUCUCAUCGGCCCGACGCAAGUGCUAUCGAAUUUGAAGGGGCAACGAUGUCGUAUGGCGACCUGAAUGCCCGCGCCGACAGUGUGGCAUCCAAACUUACUGACAUGGGUGUGUGCGUUGGCUCUCGCGUCGCCGUCGUGAUUGAACGAUGUCUUGAAUUCCCUCUUGGACUCUUGUCGAUUGCAAAGGCCGGAGGAGUAUUUAUGGCCCUGGACGCAACGUUUCCGACCAAUCGACUCGACUUUAUUCUGAGGGACGCGAGCGUCGUGGCGAUUGUCACGACGGAGGCAUAUCGGUCGCGUGUGGAUGAACUGCAAUUGACCCUGCCAACUUUGUACAUCGAUGCCAACGAACCCAUCUCCAACGCCUACGUCGGGUUUUCGCCAGCACUUCAUCAAAUCGCUUGCGCCGACGACGAAGCGUACGUUGUGUACACUUCGGGCUCGACAGGGAAACCCAAGGGUGUGCCCGUCUUUCACAAGAGCGCAGUAAACACGGUGGCGUUCGGCUGCGAUGCUCCCAAGCUCAAGGAAGGUGUCCGCGUGUGUCAAUAUAUGGCAAUUGGGUUCGAUAUGUGUCAGUGGGAAGUGUGGGCAUCGCUGUCGCAUGGAGCCACCCUUGUGAUGCGAAGCAACGACGGGUUUGAUAUUUUAAAGACAGUCGACGUCUUGGCGACCAUUCCCACGGGCCUCGCGUUGCUCGGAGAUCCUGCUCAAUAUCCUCAAUUCAAGUGCGUCUACACUGGCGGUGAAGCGCUUCCAACGUACCUGAAGGAUCUAUGGUGCGACAACGUUGCGCUCGUGAAUGCGUACGGGCCAACAGAGGGAGCGAUGAUCACACAUGUCGAAACCAUGUCGAGAGAUAAAGUGGUGACACUUGGAAAGCCGUUGGCAAAUGUGACGUCCUACGUGUUGGAUGACAACCAGCGGCCAGUGCCUGUUGGAGUCGUUGGCGAGCUGUACUUGGGCGGUGUGUGUGUCUCGCCUUGCUACAUCAACUUACCUCACCAAACGCAAGAGCGGUUUUUGACCGAUCCGUUCACUGGCGGACGCAUGUUUCGUACGGGCGACUUUGUUCGGCUACUGCCGACUGGCAACAUGGACAUUCUCGGCCGAAGGGACAACCAAGUCAAGUUGAACGGUUACCGUAUUGAGCUGGACGAAAUUGCCGAAGCCAUGAUGCAGCACCCGGAUGUGUCCACCGCCGCGGUCAUCGUGAAGGACAAGGUGCAUCUCGUGGGGUACUAUUUCCCUCCGACCGUCGACCUGAAAGCACUGCAGCAAACUGUCACCGAUCAACUUCCCGCCUACAUGGUCCCUUCGAUCUGGGUUGGCCUCUCUGUCAUGCCGCAAAACGCCAACGGAAAGACAGACAAGAAGGCUCUCGAGGCGAUGGAUAUCGUGCUGAACGUCGAAGCGUUGGAGACGGCCGAGCAGCAGCGAAUGGCAGAAGUUUGGGCCGACGUACUGGGCACGAAUUUGUCUGACAUUGGUCGGACAACGUCGUUCUACGCUCUUGGCGGGGAUUCCAUCUCGGCCAUUCGUCUCGCUGCCAAGGCCAAAAGCGCAGGGUUUGGUCUAACGUCUCGCGUCAUCAUGAAGAACCCUAUCUUUGAAAACAUGGUCCGUUUGGCAACUGCAUGCGCACCCAGCGAUGCAAUCGACAAUGCGUACAAAGGAGAAGUGUCGGGCACAGUCACACUGACGCCCAUCCAACACUUCAACUUCAGCCACGAAUGGGUGAACCCUCACUUUUGGACGCAGUCCAUUACCCUGAAGCCUCGUCGCGUUCUCAGCAUGGACGAGCUUGUUCGCGCCGCAUCUCAACUUGAAACGCACCACGACAUGCUUCGCGCACGGUUCGAGUUGUCUCCAACUGGAGUAUGGUCGCAGUAUAUUCCCAUGCGGACAGUGCCCGAACGCCCAAAUGUUGAAUUUGUUGACCUCGAGAACGAAGAAGACCUCGACGCAGCAGUGAUGGUCAAAGAAAAGUCCCUCAAUUUGUUCACAGGGCCUGUGUACGCUGUGACUGUGUUUCAGACGCCAUCGAAUUCCCAGUUCUUGCACAUCACGAUUCAUCACACAUUGGUGGAUCUGGUAUCGUAUCGAAUCCUUCUGGAUGACUUGCAAGCGCUCUUGUGCAACAAACCCCUUGGGCCCAAGUCGAUGCCAUUCAAGGUUUGGGCUGAACAUCUUGCGUCCCAAGCGCUGGAAUGGAAUCCGUCCAACUGGUCCGACUACUUGUACGAAGAUGCUUGUCCACCAGAACAUGGCAUUGUCGGCAAGGUUCAAUCCACUGGCAUUUUACCCGAAGCGAUCGCGAAUAAGCUUGAUGCGGCUAACGCAGUGUACGGCACAAAUGUCCAGGACUUGGCACUUGCAGCGCUGACGUGCGCGUAUGGUGAACUUCUGCAAGGGGACUCCAUUGAAGGUUAUGCCCUCCCACUCAUGCUCGAAGGCCACGGCCGUGAACCGUGGUCAACGGAUCUUGACGUGUCCACUACCGUUGGUUGGUUUACCAGUGUGUACCCGAUUGUGCUUUUCGCGACAUCCAACCUUGCAAAUCUCGUGCGUCAAGUCAAGCAAAAACUUCGUGCAGUUCCAGACGGCGGCAUCUCGUACGGUGCGCUGAAGUAUAUGGUCCCGGUCACCGAAUCCACGCAAACCAUUGUGUCCCACCGCCACCACAACAUGACUUUCAACUAUGCUGGUCGGUUCCAGGAAUUGAAUUCGGGCAACAGUUUGUUCGAGGCACUGCAUGGCGUGAAGGACGUAUUGGGCCCAGAUGAGCAUCAUUUCAGUGGCGAGAACUUGUUUCUCCAUCACGUCGAUGGCAAUCUCGUCUUGGACGUGAACGUUGCUGAUUGGCUCUUCACUGUUGUCGACGUCCAGAAGCUGACCAAGUUGUGGGCCACGUGGAUGGAGAAAAUAAUUGACCAUUGCCUUGAGCCCAGUACUCUUGGUGGCCGCACCCUGUCCGACGUACCCCUUCUGGCGUCGUCGGCAGUACUCGACAACGCCGAGUUGGAAUGCCUGGAAACUCUGCACUUGCGCCCUGUCGACGUCGAAGAUAUGUAUCCCGCGACGCCGCUGCAAAGCGGGUUGAUAUUGGCCAUGAUUCGCGAUCCCACCGACUACGUCCUCCACAACAUUUUCGACAUUCGUGGCGACUUGGAUCUGGCAACGUUUCGUGCGGCCUGGAAGAAGCUCACUCAUCUCGAGCCUGUUUUGAGAACUGCGUUUGUGUCCACGAUUGGUGGAAUUGUUCAAGUUGUCACGAAGGGCGAUUUGAGCGACUGGACAACGUGGCAUCAAACAUGGCAGCUCGACGACCUGGAUGCGGCCACCAAAGCUUUCCUAGCUAAAGAUCGCGACCGAGGAUUCUCACUACAGGACAAAUCAUUCAACCGAUUCACCGUGGUCCCGGUGUCAGAUGGAAGCACUCGUGUCUUUUGGACAACUCACCACUCUGUUGCAGAGGGCUGGUCGGGCAGUCUCCUCGUGAAUAAAUUGCGCAAACUGUGCCGGGGCGAAGCCGUGCUACCAAGUGUGUCGACCUUCAAGGAUCACGUCACAUGGCUUCUGCAGCAAGACAAGUCGACCAGCAAAGCGUUUUGGAAGUCACACCUCCAAGGCAUCGACGAUGCGGGCACUCUCAGCUUGCCUCGCCCACCCACGCAAAGACUGGACAAGGGCUUUAAGUAUGCCUUGUCCAAACAUGUGAUCGAACUACCAGAACUGAACGCGGUAUGCCAACAACUCCAUGUCACCCCAAGCAGCAUCUUUCGUGCGGCUUGGGCAAUUUUAUUGCACCAAUACACGCGCACCAAUUGCGUCAAGUUUGGUUGUGUUGUGUCUGGGCGCGACACCGACAUGGACGGCGUUGAGAGUGUCGUCGGUGUGUUGGUCAACACGAUUCCGAUUGUGACUAACGUAUGUGUUGAUCAAGCCGUUGGGGACCUCGUGCGAUCGAUGCAUGCAUCGUCGUUGGACCUGAUACCGCAUUCCCAUUCGAGUCUCCAAGACAUUAAAAAAUGGUCCGGCGUGCAAAACGAACUCUUUGACUCGAUCAUGAUGUACGGCAGCUACCCAGAAGCCGACUCGAACGACGGCGGCAAGUUUUCUUUGGAUUUUCAAGUCGCUGACGAGUAUGUCGACACGAACCUUGGUCUUGUUGUCUACCCAACGGGCGACCGUUUCCGAGUGGAGCUGUGCAUGAACGUCCAUCAAGUGGACGAGCGCAUGCUCGACUUGAUCGACCAACGUUUUUUGGCGAUUGUCGCCAAAGUCGCGUCGCCGUCGUGGACCGUCCAACCAAUGCAGAGUUUAGAUGUGCUUGAAGCCAACGAAGAUGCCCUCGUGAUGACGGCAAUCAAGGGAAGAGAAAUUCCUCUACCGUUUUCCCUUCUCCACAAUGGAUUCGAGGCCCAAGCUGCGCGGCGGCCACAAGCAACGGCUCUAGAAUUCCUCAAAGAUUCACUAACAUAUGCUGAGUUGAAUUCGCAAGCAAGUCAAGUGGCGAGCCAACUGACCGAGGUGGGUGUUCGUGUCGGCACUCGAUUCAUGGCCGUGGGAUUUGACGUGUGCCAGUGGGAGAUCUGGACGACGUUGUCCAGCGGCGCCACGUUGGUAUUGCGCAGCGAAGAAGCCUUGGACACCCUCAAGGAUGUCAACGUGUUGGCCACCAUCCCCACAGGCCUGUCGUUGAUGGGAGACCCGAGCGAAUAUCCAAACCUCACGUUUGUUCAAGUGGGUGGAGAAGCCCUGCCAACGUCGUUGAAGGAUCUUUGGUCCGACCGUGUCCGUUUGGUCAACGCGUACGGACCUACGGAAUGCUGUAUGUUGUCGCACGUGAAGCGGAUGUCGAUUGGUGACGAUGUCACGAUUGGGGCACCGCUCGCAAAUGUGACCUCGUACGUCCUGGACGAACAUCAGCGUUUGGUGCCUGUGGGCGUCGUCGGUGAAUUGUACUUGGGUGGAGUGUGCGUGUCGCCUUGCUACAUCAAUUUGCCCGAACAAACGUCUGAACGCUUUGUGGACGAUCCGUUUACCGGGGAACGAAUGUUUCGCACUGGCGACUUUGCUCGCUUGUUGCCGAGCGGCAACUUUGAAAUUUUGGGCCGCAAGGACAGUCAAGUGAAGCUCAAGGGGUAUCGCGUCGAGUUGGACGAAGUCGCCGAAGCUAUCAUGCAGCACCCCAACGUGAUUGCCGCUGCCGCAUUGGUCAAGGACAAGACGCACUUGGUGGGGUACUUUUCGCCGGCCGACGUGGACACGGCAGAGCUGCACCGCAUUGUGUCUGACCAGCUGCCAGUGUACAUGGUGCCGUCGUUGUGGGUUGGAUUGAAUGACAUGCCCCAAAACGUGAACGGCAAAAUAAACAAGAAGGCCCUGGAAUUGAUGGACAUUGAGAUGGAGGUGGAAUCGCUUGCGUCCGAGACUGAAGAGAUCAUGUCGCGGGUAUGGGCGGAUGUGUUGGGCGUUGCUUUGUCCGAUAUUGGUCGCAACACGUCGUUCUAUGCUCUUGGCGGUGACUCAAUAUCUGCAAUUCGGUUAGUCGCCAAGGCUAAGCAGUUCGGCCUGGCUGUUUCAAGCCAGUUGGUCAUGAAAUAUCCGAAGUUGUCCGAAAUGGCGGCAAAUACCAUGCCAUUGCAAGUUCGAGCAACCGAAAACGCUGUUGUCACAGGAGACGUCCCGUUGACUCCCAUCCAGCACAUGAACUUUGCCCACCCGUGGAAGAACUUGCAUCACUGGAACAUGUCCUUCACAAUUCAACCGCGCAGUCACCUUCAACUUGACGAUCUUGUACGCGCUGUCAACCAAUUGGUCCACCACCACGAUGUCCUGCGGACUCGAUUCCUAUUUUGCCCCGUCAACGGAUGGUCGCAACAGAUUUUGGACAUCUCGGCGACGACGCUUGACAAGGUGAAUCGCGUCCAACUGACCAACUUGUCCGAGUUGGAAGGUGCGAUCUGCAAAAUUGAAAAUACACUCAACUUGACGGACGGACCGGUUUUUAUCGUGACCUUGUUUGAGUCGGCGGAAAGCAAGGCCCAGUACGUGCAUUUUACAAUGCACCACACGAUUGCGGAUUUGGUGUCGUGGAGAAUUUUGACAGACGACUUGCAAACGUGCUUGCUCAACAAGAAACUCGUAUUUAAGACAACGUCGAUGAAGGAGUGGUCGGAGAGACUGUCCAAGGCAGCUCUUACAUUUGAUCCCGCUGCAUGGUUGGAGUACAUGGGCGACGACACUGUACCACCAACUGACGCGAGUGGCUGCAUUCUCACGAAGAAGACCGCACUGGAUGCGACUUAUACGUCAAAAUUCGACCUUGCCAACGUUACCUACGGCACGAACAUUCAAGAACUAGCGCUGGCGGCGCUAACAGGUGCAUUUGGUGCCCUUCAAAGUGACCGGACGAGUGAACGGCGUCCCCUGCAACUUAUGCUGGAGAGCCAUGGCCGUGAGACUUGGAGCCCUGACUUGGACGUAUCAGGUACCGUUGGGUGGUUCACUUGCGAAUAUCCUGUCGUGUUUUUCCCGACAACGACUUUGGCCGACUUGAUUCGCCAAGUCAAGCAAAAGCUUCGCGGCCUCCCCAAUCAUGGAUUAUCGUAUGGAGCUAUCAAGUAUCUCGUACCUGAAUCCGACACGGUUGAGCGCAUCAAGUCUCAUCGUCGCCACAACCUUUCGUUUAAUUACUUUGGUCGAUUCCAAGAAGUGAGCAGUGACACGAGCAUGUUUGAUUUGGUGCAAGGCCUGAACAUUCCCCAAAAAGCCGCCGAUGAAUUGGAAUUCUCUCCUGCUUCGUUGAAUUUGAUUCACGUCGGGUCGGAGCUGGUUUUGGAAAGUGAGGUCCCCGAUUGGCUCUUUUCACGCCCCGAGCUUGAUGCGUUGUGCGAACUGUGGGUGUCCUUCAUGCAACAGAUCAUCGACCAUUGCUUGGAUUCCAACACGAUUGGCGGGCGCACUUUGUCUGAUGUUGGUUUAUUGCCAUCCACUGCUGUCCUUGAAGACAUUGAAAUGGAAAUGCUCAAGUCGCAGUCGCUUCGACCGUUGGACGUCGAAGACAUUUACCCUGUCACAGGGCUGCAAGCAGGCAUGUUGUUGGCAAUGAUACAGGACCCAGCGGAAUACGUGCUACAAUCAGUCUUUGACAUUCGUGGCGACUUCAAUUUUUCACGGCUGCAGGAAUGUUGGGCUCUAUUGGCGCAAGAUAUCCAAAUGCUCCGAACGGUUUUUGUCGCAACACCGCACGGAAUGUACCAAGCCGUGACGAAGGACGACUUCAGUGAAUGGAACGAAUUGGAUGAGGCAUGGCAAGCUGACGACAUCGAGUCGCAAACCAAGGCCUUGAUGAAACGCGAUCGUGAACGUGGGUUCACUUUGGCGACGAAAUCGUUUCAACGAUUCACUGGAGUUCGCGUGACUGAUGGCCGAACACGCGUUCUGUGGACGCAGCAUCAUGCAGUGAUGGAUGGGUGGUCGCUGCCUUUGACCAUGGACCGCUUACUGUCCGUUUGCCAUGGGGAAUCCAACUACACUCCUGUCACACCGUUCAAGCGAUACAUUGAAUGGAGCAUGAUACAAGACCAGGAAAGCAGCCGACUUUUCUGGGCAACUGUCUUGGCCGAUUUCGACAAGACGUCUGGCUUGGUACUGCCCAAGCCACACGUGCAAGAUAUCACGCGCCCCAAGUACGGAUCGACUACAUGCAGACUUCAACUUCCAGGCUUGGAUGAUGUCUGCCGAUUGCACGGUGUGACGGCAAGCUCGGUAUUCCGCACAGCAUGGGCGAUCAUCCUCCAGCAGUACACACGAUGCGAGCACGUCGUGUUUGGAUCUGUCGUUUCAGGCCGCGAUGUCGACGUUGCAGGAGUGGAUCGAAUGAUCGGGGUCUCCAUUAACUCGAUCCCUGUCAUGACGCACCUUACGCCAUCUACCACACUUGCCCGUGCCGUUGCAAGUAUGCACGAGCAAUCGUCCGACUCCAUUCCCCAUGCCCACUGCGGGUUGGUCGAUAUCAAGAAGUGGGCGGGUGUGAUGGCGCAUAAAGCCCUUUUUGACACGAUUAUGGUGUACGAAAACUAUCCCGCGUCGACCCGUGUUCACGACCCCGCCGCUCCGUUUUCCAUUGACCUUGUCGCUGAAGAAGAAUUCGUUGACGUGACCAUGAGCAUGCUUGUAGUCAGGGAAGACGAUUCCUACGCCGUAACACUGAUUUACAAGUGCUCUGAAACCGAUGCCUCGACCGUGGAGCACUUGAUGAGCCGAGUUGCGCACGUUGUGACGACACUCGCAACACCCGACGAACUGAACUCAGCAAUCAGCAGCUUGGACAUCGCUGCGGUGAAAGAGCAAGCCAUCUUGGGCAAUGCCAUGUAUGGUCCAACCGUGUCAUGGCCGGCCAACUUGCUGCUCCACCAUCCGUUUGAAAACCAAGCUCUUCAAUGCCCGGACGCUCGUGCCAUCGAAUUUGAAGACCGGUAUUUGACAUACGGAGAGCUGAAUGCACAAGCAGACACAGUGGCUUACCAACUAACCAACGUGGGGGUGCGCAAGGACACUCGAGUGGCCAUCAUUAUGGAACGCUGUUUGGAAUUUCCCAUUGGGAUGCUCGCUGUCCUGAAGGCCGGAGCCACCGUGCUUCCUCUCGAUGCCACGUUUCCACCAAGUCGAUUGUCGUACAUGCUCUCGGAUGCGAACGCCGUUGCUGUCUUGACCACAGAGACCCACCAAACACGCAUCGAAGAAUUGGACUUGACAAUCCCCACGCUGUAUAUCGACUCGUCGUCUCUGCGACGACAAUCGCAUGCCUUCCAUCCUUCAGAUGAUCAUCGCGCCAACGAGUGGAGUGAGGCGUAUGUCGUGUACACGUCGGGAUCUACCGGCAAACCCAAGGGCGUACCGGUUUUUCACAAGAGUGCGGUCAACACGAUAUUGUUUAGCAUUGGCUGCACCGAAUUGACAUCUGGAAUACGAGUCCUCCAGUUCAUGGCCGUGGGAUUUGACGUGUACCAGUGGGAAGUCUGGGGGACAUUGUCCAGUGGCGCCACCUUGGUCUUCCGCACCAACGACUCUUUCGACACCCUCUCAGACGUGAACGCUCUGACCAUAACCCCGACAGGUUUGUCCAAGUUGGGAGAUCCAAGACAUUUUCCCCGCCUCAAGGUCGUGCUCGUUGGGGGUGAAGCCCUGCCAACUGCAUUGAAAAACUUGUGGUGUCAGCAUGUUCGAUUGAUCAACGCGUACGGUCCCACCGAAUGUUGCAUCCUCAGCCACGUUGAGCCAAUGGUUCCCCAAGAAGAUGUCACAAUCGGGAGCCCAAUAUCGAAUGUGACUUCGUACAUCCUGGACGAAAACCAAGGCGUGGUCCCGGUGGGCGUGAUUGGAGAACUGUACUUGGGUGGUGUCUGUGUGUCGCCGUACUACAUCAACUUGCCCGAGCAAACCGAGGAACGUUUCUUGGUCGAUCCGUUCAGCGGUGGACGCAUGUUCCGCACGGGAGACUUUGCGCGCCUUCUGCCGAACGGCAAAUUCGAGAUCCUGGGUCGCAAGGACAGCCAGGUCAAGCUCAAAGGGUACCGAAUUGAGCUGGAAGAGGUCGCGAAUGCCAUGAUGUUGUUCCCGUCCGUCGUGACUGCUGCGGCAAUUGUAAAGAACUCGACCCUCGUCGGGUACUACUCACCGAGCUCCGUCGCGCUGGACGAGUUGCAAGCAUUUGUGUCGACACAACUGCCUGUGUACAUGGUACCGUCGGUGUGGACUGGCUUGGACGUCAUGCCGCAGAAUUCCAAUGGGAAGGUGGACAAGAAAGCGUUGGAGGCGUUGGAGCUGGAUGUGACCGUGGAGGCACUGGAAUCGGCGUCGGAGAAGCUGAUGGCGACAGUGUGGGCACAAGUUUUGCGAGUCGACGAGAGUAAGAUUGGCCGCCACACGUCGUUCUUUUCUGUCGGAGGCGACUCGUUGUCAGCGGUGCAAGUGGUGUCUGCUUGUGCGAAGAUCGGCUUGCCGAUCACCGUUCGGCAGCUCAUGCAAGAGUCAGUGCUGUCGAAGGUGGCAGCAUGUGUGGCUAUCUCGGACGAUGUUGUCUACGACUCGGUGGCCGUGUCACAGGCAACUGAGGAUGAAGUCCGCGACCUGUGGUCCGACCGGCUCAGCUUGGACAAAUUCAUCGUAUACCCGACGACGCCAUUGCAAGCUGGCAUGAUCUACUCCACGAUGAUGUCUCCAUCCAGUUACCUCUUGCAAUUGGGAGAUCCAAGAAAUUAUCCCCGCCUCAAGGUGGUGCACAUUGGGGGUGAAGGCAUGCCAACAGCAUUGAAGAACUUGUGGUGUCAGCAUGUUCGGCUGGUCAACGCGUACGGCCCCACCGAAUGUUGCAUCCUCAGCCAUGUUGAGCAAAUGGUUCCCCAAGACGACGUCACAAUUGGGAGCCCGAUAUCGAAUGUGACUUCGUACAUUCUGGACGAAAACCAAUGCGUGGUCCCGGUGGGCGUAAUUGGAGAACUGUACUUGGGUGGUGUCUGUGUGUCGCCGUACUACAUCAACUUGCCCGAGCAAACCGAGGAACGUUUCUUGGCCGAUCCGUUCAGCGGUGGACGCAUGUUCCGCACGGGAGACUUUGCGCGCCUUCUGCCGAACGGCAAAUUCGAGAUCCUGGGUCGCAAGGACAGCCAGGUCAAGCUCAAGGGGUACCGAAUUGAACUGGAAGAGGUCGCGAAAGCCAUGAUGUUGUUCCCGUCCGUCGCGACUGCUGCGGCAAUUGUGAAGAACUCGACCCUCGUCGGGUACUACUCACCGAGCUCCGUCGCGCUGGACGAGUUGCAAGCAUUUGUGUCGACCCAACUGCCUGUGUACAUGGUGCCGGCGGUGUGGACUGGCUUGGACGUCAUGCCGCAGAAUUCCAAUGGGAAGGUGGACAAGAAAGCGUUGGAGGCGUUGGAGCUGGAAGUGACCGUGGAGGCACUGGAAUCGGCGUCGGAGAAGCUGAUGGCGACAGUGUGGGCGCAAGUCUUGCGCGUCGACGAGAGUAAGAUUGGCCGCCACACGUCGUUCUUUUCUGUCGGAGGCGACUCGUUGUCAGCGGUGCAAGUGGUGUCUGCUUGUGCGAAGAUCGGCUUGCCGAUCACCGUUCGGCAGCUCAUGCAAGAGUCAGUGCUGUCGAAGGUGGCAGCAUGUGUGGCUAUCUCGGACGAUGUUGUCUACGACUCGGUGGCCGUGUCACAGGCAACUGAGGAUGAAGUCCGCGACCUGUGGUCCGACCGGCUCAGCUUGGACAAGUACAUCGUAUACCCGACGACGCCAUUGCAAGCUGGCAUGAUCUACUCCACGAUGAUGUCUCCAUCCAGUUACCUCUUGCAAGUGCCAAUUGCGAUCGAAGACGACGUGUCAACGGACCAGUUUUGCUCCGGAUUUGUUGACCUUGUGGACUCGUCCGAGACCCUCCGGACAACGUUUGUGACGACGACGGAGGGUAUUGUCCAAGUCAUUCGAGAGGAUGGUCUGACUCCGGAGCGCGUGUCCGUGGACGACCUGAGAACUUUCAUCCAGGCGGACUUUGCGCGCGGCUUCUGCAUUGGCGACAAGCAUUUCGUUCGACUGACGAUCGUGACGGAAGGACCCCGGAGACAUGCCGUGUUGUCAGUCCACCACGCUUUGUACGACGGGUGGUCGAUUGAGCUUGUUCUAUCAGACCUGAUGGAUCGGGUGUACGGGAAGCCAGUGGUGUCGAGGCCACCCUUCCGCCAUGUCGUCGACUACAUUCAUGCCCAAGACAAGACGCAGGACGAAGAGUUCUGGAAGUCGUACUUGGCUGGCGUCGUGUCGGCACCGCUGGCCUUGUCGACGACAAAGUCGGAUGUUGAGAGCGGAUCGUUGUCCUUGACACCGACGUUGCCGUUGGGGCAGCUGACGGACUUGGCCAAGGAAAUGGGCUCGACGGUAGCCGUGUGCGCCAAACUGGCGUGGGCAGCUACGUUGCGCAAGUUUACUCGCUCGAACGACGUCGUGUUUGGUCAAGUGACGGCGAACCGCGACAUCCUCCUGAAAGAUGUUGACUUGAUUAUCGGUCCUCUCAUCAAUACGGUGCCAUGCCGAGUUCAGUUCGACAACAGUUGCUCGGUGCUCGACUUGGUGGACAUGGUGCAGCAAGACCAACGAAGGGUGUCGUUGCAUGCACACGUGGGCUUGUCGGACGUGAAGCAGUGGAGUGGCGUUGAAGGAGCUCUUUUCAACACCCUGUUCGUCUUCCAGAACGCAUCCAUGGGUAUCGGUUCUGGACAAGACGUGGUCGAAAUCGAGUCUCAGAAGGCCACGGGAUUCGACUUUGAGCUGAUUGUGGAGACAUCGUCUGCGAAAAUGUUCGUCACUUGCUUGUACGACCCAGCUCAAAUGUCAUGGUCCCAAGCACGGUCCAUUGUGGACGAGUUUGAUUUUACUCUGAGCCAGUUCUAUCAAGCCUGCUUGGCCAAGCAGGACGCGUCGCAUUUGUGGCUCCUCAGCCCGAGCAAGCUCGAAGCUAUUAUGAAGGCGUCUACGGGCCCUGCAACUCCGCUUCCACACUGUCGAUUGCAUGCAGCAUUUGAAGACAUUGCACUCCGCCAACCGACCAUUCCAGCUGUCGAGUUCAAAUCUAUGAGUCUUACGUACGGACAGCUCAACGCGCAGGCCAAUGCCGUCGCGCGAUUGCUGACUGAGGUGGGCGUUCGUGUCGGCACUCGAGUGGCUGUGAUCAUGGAGCGUUGCCUGGAGUUUCCCAUCGGUCUGUUGGGCGUCCUGAAGGCGGGUGGUACCAUGAUGCCAAUGGACGCUUCGUUUCCGGCUGGCCGCCUUUCGUACAUGAUGGCGGACGCCGGUGCAAUUGCAGUCGUGACGACGGAGGCCCACCGCGCCCGCAUAGAUGAAAUGAACUUGACGACGCCCGUGAUCUUCAUCAAUGCUGCCGAGUUGGCAUUGCAUACGGACGAAGGGUUUUGUCCGGCUGCCAACCAAGUGGCCACCGGCGAUGACGAAGCGUACGUUGUGUACACGUCGGGGUCUACCGGCAAACCCAAGGGUGUACCCGUAUUUCACAAGAGCGCAGUCAACACAGUGUCCUUUGGGCGUGACGAAGCCAAAAUGGAGGAAGGCGUCCGAGUGAUUCAGUUCAUGGCCGUGGGAUUUGACGUGUGCCAGUGGGAGAUCUGGACGACGUUGUCCAGCGGCGCCACGUUGGUAUUGCGCAGCGAAGAAGCCUUGGACACCCUCAAGGAUGUCAACGUGUUGGCCACCAUCCCCACAGGCCUGUCGUUGAUGGGAGACCCGAGCGAAUAUCCAAACCUCACGUUUGUUCAAGUGGGUGGAGAAGCCCUGCCAACGUCGUUGAAGGAUCUUUGGUCCGACCGUGUCCGUUUGGUCAACGCGUACGGACCUACGGAAUGCUGUAUGUUGUCGCACGUGAAGCGGAUGUCGAUUGGUGACGAUGUCACGAUUGGGGCACCGCUCGCAAAUGUGACCUCGUACGUCCUGGACGAACAUCAGCGUUUGGUGCCCGUGGGCGUCGUCGGUGAAUUGUACUUGGGUGGAGUGUGCGUGUCGCCUUGCUACAUCAAUUUGCCCGAACAAACGUCUGAACGCUUUGUGGACGAUCCGUUUACCGGGGAACGAAUGUUUCGCACUGGCGACUUUGCUCGCUUGUUGCCGAGCGGCAACUUUGAAAUUUUGGGCCGCAAGGACAGUCAAGUGAAGCUCAAGGGGUAUCGCGUCGAGUUGGACGAAGUCGCCGAAGCUAUCAUGCAGCACCCCAACGUGAUUGCGGCUGCCGCUUUGGUCAAGGACAAGACGCACUUGGUGGGGUACUUUUCACCGGCCGACGUGGACACGGCAGAGCUGCACCGAAUUGUGUCGGACCAGCUGCCAGUGUACAUGGUGCCGUCGUUGUGGGUUGGAUUGAAUGACAUGCCCCAAAACGUGAACGGCAAAAUAGACAAGAAGGCCCUGGAAUUGAUGGACAUUGAAGUCACAUUGGAGUCGCUCGAGUCCAAGACUGAGGAGCUAUUGUCGUCGGUUUGGUCCGACGUGUUGAGUGUUGAAUUGUCCAAAAUUGGCCGCAACACGUCGUUUUUCGAACUCGGCGGCGAUUCCAUUACCGCAAUUCGUCUCGUCUCGAAAGCACGAGAUAUUGGACUGGGGUUGUCCAGCACGAACGUUAUGAAAUACCCGACGCUUUGGGAAAUGGCGAGUUUUGCAAAGAUGGUGAAAAAUGUGUCGUCGUCGGAUGUAUCGGUCUUUGGCAAGGUCCCUUUGACGCCCAUUCAGCACCUGAACUUCGAGCAUCCUUGGAUCAACGUUCAUUACUGGAACAUGUCGUUCACGCUGCAGCCCCGUGAUGCAACCAAUUCCUCGGAUGUCGAGCGCGCCUUGAAGCAGCUUUUGGCACACCAUGACGUCCUGCGAACUCGGUUUGCGUUUUCCCCAACCAGUGGAUGGUCGCAAGAAAUUUUGGACCCUGCGGCGUUGACGCCUGCGCCAGUUGUCGUGCAUGCCAUCACGUCGUUUGACGAAUUGGAAGAGGCAAUUUGCGCAGUGGAGAAGACGUUGCAUCUAAUCACCGGCCCCGUAUUCCUCCUGAGUAUGUUUGAGACGGCCGAUCGCACUCAGUUCUUGCACUUCACACUGCAUCACACGAUUGUGGAUCUGGUGUCCAUCCGCAUUUUGAUCGACGAUUUGCAGAAGGCUUUACUUAAUGAACCAUUGGGACCAAAGACGACUUCGAUGAAGGAGUGGUCGGACAGGUUGACUGAAGCAGCGCCGUCGUUCGAUCCAACUGCAUGGCUCGGAUACAUGGGUGAUGAUGUGCCGCAUUCAACUCGGACAAGCGAGAAGAUUGUGUCCGCAUCCACGUCCGUUGGUGCAGCGUUGUCGUCUCGACUUGAUCAAGCAAACGCUACGUACAUGACAAACAUCCAAGAACUUGCGCUGGCGGCAUUGACUGGUGCAUUUGCUGAACUACGUGGGGAUGGUACAUGCAACUUCCACAUCAUGCUCGAAAGCCAUGGUCGUGACGGAUGGAAUUCGGACUUGGACGUAUCAAGUACCGUUGGGUGGUUCACAUGCGAAUAUCCCGCCGUGUUUUCUCCGUCGUGGAAUCUUGCAGACCUUGUCCGACAAGUCAAGGAAAAACUUCGAGGGGUUCCAGAUAAUGGGCUGUCUUACGGAGCGAUCAAGUACCUCGCCCCCGAAACAGAAACAAACAGACUCAUCAAAACGCAUCGUCGACACAACUUUUCGUUCAAUUACUUGGGGAAGUUUCAAGAAGUGAGUUCAGGCACAGGCAUGUUUUCCAUGGUGGACGGACUCCGCGUGCCACAAAGAGAAGAAAGCGAAAUCAACUAUAGUCCAGGCAGCCUAACGCUGUACCACAUGGGCUCAGAGCUGAUGCUUGGUGGAUCCGUCGAAGAUUGGAUGUUGUCCAAAGCUGAAUUGGACGAGUUCUUUGGCCUGUGGGUAAAAUGGAUGGAGCGCAUUGUUGAACAUUGCUUGGACCCAUCGACGAUUGGGGGCCGAACGUUGUCCGACGUGCCGUUGUUGGUGGAUGCAGACGUAUUGCACUGCGUUGAGAGCGAAAUGAUGGAGACGCUGCACUUGCGACCUCUGGACGUUGAUGACAUUUAUCCGAUUACGGGAUUGCAAGGCGGUUUUUUGUUGGAGAUGAUUCAAGACCCCUCCGAAUACGUCUUGCAAAUGGUGUUUGAUAUUCGUGGGAAUUUCGACAUGGCUAGCCUCCAAACUUGUUGGCACAAACUCGCACUGGAAGUCCCCAUUCUUCGAACUGUGUUUGUGUCGACCCCGUAUGGAAUGUACCAAGCUGUGACCAAAGAAGACUUGAGCGAAUGGACGAUGCUAGAAGCAGUGUGGUCGAUCGACGAGUUGGAGACCAACACCAAAGCGUUGAUGCAGCAAGACCGUUCGCGAGGUUUUUCCUUGACUUCCAGGUCCUUUCAACGGUUUACAGGCGUCAGCACGUCAGAUGGCCGCACGCGUGUUCUUUGGACACAACACCAUGCGGUAGCGGAUGGUUGGUCGCUCCCGUUGGUGAUGGAUCGGUUCCUGGCAACGUGUUAUGGCGAACCUCUACGAAAACCAUUGACGCCGUUCAAGCAUUACAUUGAAUGGCUGAGUACUCAAUCGGAAGAUGCCAGCUGUGCGUUUUGGAAGCAAACGCUCAAACAUGUUGAAUUGGCGGAGCAACUCACCUUUCCCUGUUCUCACAUCGAGGCAUCGACUGCUCCCAAGUAUCGAUCGAUCGUUCGAGUUGUUGAAGGCUUGGGCUUGACCCACGUAACCCGCAGCCUUGGUGCAACACCCAGCAGUGUCUUCCGCGCCGCUUGGGCUAUUGUACUGCAAGAGUACACCCGAAGUGAAUAUGUCGUGUUUGGGUCGGUUGUGUCAGGCCGUGAAGUGGAGUUGGACGGUAUUGCCCAGAUGGCAGGUGUAUCGAUCAACACAAUUCCGAUUCUUGCGUACAUGCCAUCCACGGAAACCAUUGUACAAUCCAUCAAACAAAUGCAUGAGUACGCUGCCAAUUCGAUUCCGCACUCGCACUGCUGCCUUGCGGACAUCAAAAAGUGGAUCGGUCACGCUUCCGGAAAACAACUCUUUGAUACGAUCAUGGUGUAUGAAAACUAUCCCGCAAGCGAAAAUUCGGAAAAUCCCGAUCGGCCAUUUUCCAUCGAGUUCCAAGACGCGGAAGAGUAUGCCAAUGCCUUGUUGACUUGUGUGGUUGGUGCCCACGGCGACGGCUACAUGGUGAAGCUGAUUUCGAAGAGUGCUGACGUCGAUGCAGCCAUUAUCGACAUAUUGAUGGAUCGCCUCAUCUACGUUGUGGAGCAAAUAUCAGACAUGCGUCAACAAGAUUGCCUUGUCAGCUCCUUGGACCGAUUCACAUCACACGAAGCCAAAAUUAUUCAAGCGUCAAACUUUGGGCCACGAAUCGAUGUCCAGCAUACGUUGCUGCACCAUGGAUUUGAAGCCAUGGCGAACCGCCAACCCACAAGCCAAGCAAUCGAAUUCAAUACUUCCAGGCUCACGUACAGCGAGCUGAACAGCCAAGCAAACACUGUGGCACGUCAACUAACUCAACUUGGCGUUUGCACAGGGACGCGGGUCGCUGUGAUCAUGGAGCGUUGCCUGGAAUUUCCCAUUGGGCUUGUGGCUGUCCUGAAAGCAGGUGGAACCAUGAUGCCGAUGGAUGCGACAUUUCCACCUGGUCGACUCUCGUAUAUGGUAUACAACAGCAAUGCUAUCGCUGUGGUGUCGACAGAGUCAUGUCGCCAUCGUAUCGAAGAGAUGGACUUGGGGAUGCCAGUACUUUACAUCGACUCGACCGAUUUGGCAAUGAACCCUGCCGAAUUUUUGCCAGCAGAAAAUCAAAUUGCUAGUGUUGACGACGAAGCGUAUGUCCUGUACACCUCUGGAUCUACAGGAAAGCCCAAGGGUGUACCUGUUUUGCACAAGAGCGCUGUGAACACGAUAUCGAGUUGCUCCAGCUACGCCGACUUGAAGGAAGGAGUUCGGGUGUCUCAGUUUAUGGCGAUGGGAUUUGACGGUUGUCAGUUGGAAAUCUGGACAACGCUGUCGAAUGGAGCGAUUCUGGUGUUGCGUUCCAACGAAGUGGACAUUCUCACGAAUGUGAAUGUUAUGGUAAUGACUCCGACUGGUUUAGCCUUGAUGGGAGAUCCAAGCCAGUACCCGCACCUCAAAGUUAUCCAUGUUGGCGGUGAAGCCAUCCCAACAACGUUGAAGAACUUAUGGUGCAACCAAGUUCGCCUGGUCAACAUUUAUGGACCAACGGAAUGCUGCAUCGUGUCCCAUUUUGAAACGUUGACGCGGGAUGAAGGUGUCACAGUCGGUCGGCCACUCCCGAAUGUCUCGUCGUACAUCAUGGACGAAAACGCACGACUUGUGCCUGUUGGUGUCGUUGGCGAAUUGUACUUGGGCGGGGUGUGCGUGUCGCCAAGCUACAUCGGUUUGCCUGAACAAACUGCCGAACACUUCCUGGACGAUCCAUUCACUGGUGGUCGCAUGUUUCGCACGGGUGACUAUGCUCGAGUGUUGCCGAAUGGCAAGUUUGACGUAGUCGGUCGCAAGGACAGCCAAGUGAAGCUCAAGGGAUACCGAAUUGAGUUGGACGAAGUCGCCGAAGCUAUGAUGCAGCAUCCAGACGUCGUAGUUGCUGCCGCUUUGGUCAAGGACAAGACACAUCUUGUUGGGUACUUUUCUCCGGCGAGUGUUGAUUUGGUCGACUUGAAGAGCACCGUGUCGAAACACCUGCCUGUUUACAUGAUUCCGUCCGUCUGGGUUGGAUUGGAUGAAAUGCCCCAGAAUUCCAAUGGCAAGGUGAACAUGUUGGCCUUGAAAUCGUUGGACAUCGUAUGUGAGGUCGAACCGCUGGAAACUGAGGAGGAAAAGGCAUUGGCUCAAGUGUGGGCUAACGUGUUGGAUGUUGACGUGGCAACAAUUGGCCGACAAACGUCCUUCUUCGCCAUUGGAGGUGACUCAAUCUCGUCGAUCAAGGUGGCAUCAGCCUGCACCAAAUUGGGAUGGUCUGUAACAGUCCGUCAAAUUUUGACCGAGUCGGUCCUGUCCCGAGUUGCUGCAACUGCAACCACGGGCAACACCAAGUCGUAUCCCCGUGUUGUCGUGCCUCAAGCUGUGCGCGUUGAAGUUGACGACUCAUGGAAACAUUUACUCAACUUGGACGCUUAUGUUGUCUACCCGGUCACCCCGCUUCAACGGAGCAUGGUGUACUCAACCCUGAAUGACCCCUCUGCGUACGUGAUCCAAGUCCCACUGCCUGUGGACCCCAACGUCUCAUCUGCCGCCUUGGGUAACGCAUUUGUCAAACUCGUUGAGCGAUGUGAAAUUCUCCGCACAACAUUUUUGACGACCACGAGUGGCAUUGUCCAAGUCAUUCGAAGUGAUGUCAGCGAUUUGGUGCCGAUUGCUGUGGUAGGCGAUCUGGACGACAUUAUGGCACGUGACCUUGCUCGUGGGUUCUCCAUCGGUGACAAAUACUUUGUUCGUUUCACGAUUGUGUCGAAUGCGACGAACCAGCACGCUUUGAUGACAAUCCAUCACGCAUUGUACGACGGGUGGUCUUUGCCCAUGAUCGUGGCCGAUUGGAUGGCUCUUGUGUCCGGAAGGGAUCCUAUUGUGCGACCGCCAUUUCGUCGUGUGGUCGAAUACAUCGAAGCUCAAGAUGCCCAAGCAACGGAAAGCUUCUGGAAAACAUAUUUGACAGGAUUUGAGCCGUCGCCACUCGUCUUGAGUACGGCUUCAAAUGGUAUUGAAACAGGAUCACUUUGCCUGACCGCGACGUUGCCCUUGGACUCUCUUCACCGUGCGGCCAAAGUAAUGGGCACAACACUCGCCACAUUUGUCAAAGUUGCUUGGGCAGCGGCCUUGCGUAAAUUCAUUCGCUCCGACGAUGUUGUGUUUGGCCAAGUCAUGGCGAAUCGGGAUAUUCCUGUGAAGGAUGCCAACAUAAUCAUUGGUCCUCUUUUGAACACGGUGCCCUGCCGUGUGCGCUUCAAUGACGCUUCCUUGGUGCCAGAGUUGAUUGCGACCGUCCAACGUGAACAGCGCAACAUUUCAUUGCAUUCUCAUGUCGGCCUAGCUGACGUGAAACGAUGGACUGGCACAGAUGGCGACCUGUUUGACACGUUGUUUGUCUUCCAGAAUUUUGCCGAAGGCUCCGGGUCAAUGGACAGCGCGAAACACGAUGCCGAACCAUCUACCUUGUCGCUGGCUUUUGCGUACGAGGUGCUCGUGGGGCCCACAUCGACUGGUUUGUCCAUUCAAACGAUGUUUGACCCUACGCGCAUGUCUUGGUCUCAAGCACGUAUCCUCCUUGACGAAUUCGAUUUCACACUCACGGAAUUGUACUCGACUUGGGAAAGGUCAUUGGAAAUUUCGACUUUGUGGACUUUGGCCCCAACAAUGCAGCAAACGAUUUUGGAGGCGUCAUGUGCGGCGACAUCGCCGUUGCCGUACACGUUACUGCAGCACGCGUUUGAAUCACGAGCUGUGUCCCAUCCCGAUGUACCAGCCAUCGAAUUUUCGAAUGAAGUUUUCACGUAUAGCGAACUGAAUUUCAAGGCCAACGCUGUAGCGAAACAACUCACGAACAUGAACGUCCACGUCGGAUCGCGUGUGGCCGUGAUCAUGGAACGGUGCUUGGAGUUCACGAUUGGUCUGCUAUCAGUGCUCAAAGCAGGAGGGACAAUGAUGCCGUUGGAUGCUACGUUUCCUGCGAAUCGAUUGGCUUUCGUUCUCUUGGACGCCAACGCAUCCGCCGUUGUUACCACCAGAGCGCAUGCCUCCCGCAUCGAAGAAAUGCAGCUGAAUAUUCCCGUCCUCUUUAUCCAGUCAGACGAUCUGUCUGAGUGUGAAUUUGAGCCCAAGGACAACCAGCUCGCGACUGAAAACGACGAAGUUUACGUUGUUUACACGUCUGGAUCAACUGGAACGCCAAAAGGUGUCCCCGUGCUGCACAAGGGUGCUGUAAACGCCGUGAUUCAACGGAAUUCCAUGGUUCCGGUUGAACAAGGACAGCGCGUCCUCCAAUUCAUGUCGGUCGGGUUUGAUGUUUGCCAAUGGGAGAUCUGGAUGGCUUUGUCGCACGGUGCCACGUUGGUAUUACGCGGGGACGACCCCUACGCAACCCUUUCCACGAUAGAUACAUGGAUGUGCACUGUCACGGCACUGCUUCAAUCGGGCGACCCGAGCAACUACCCCAACCUCAAGUGCAUUGCCACCGGUGGGGAAUCCAUGCCCUCCUCACUAAAGGACCUCUGGAGCCCUCGUGUUCGUUUGCUCAAUUGUUAUGGUCCAUCCGAGUGCUCGAUCACGACGCACUACGAGGUCUUGAGUGUCGACACACCCAUCAGCAUUGGCAAACCGAUUGACAAUGUCACGUCAUACGUCCUCGAUGACCAACAGCGUUUGGUCCCCAUCGGCGUUGUUGGGGAAUUGUACCUUGGUGGCAUCUGUGUAUCGAAUGGGUACAUCAAUUUGCCUGAUCAAACCGCCGAGCGCUUUUUGUUGGAUCCAUUCUCGGUGGGAAGUGAUCAACGUUUAUUUCGCACUGGCGACUCGGCGAGAAUGUUGCCAAACGGCAACAUUCAAAUCCUUGGUCGCUUGGACACACAAGUCAAGGUGAAAGGCUACCGCGUCGAGUUGGACGAAGUCGCGGAAGCAAUGAUGCAGCACCCAGACGUUGUUACAGCGGCGGCAAUUCUCAAGGACAAGACGAAUCUCGUUGGAUAUUACGCACCCAAACAAGUUGAUCCAGUCGAAUUACACCAAGUCGUGGCCGCACAACUUCCGUCAUACAUGGUACCAGACAUGUGGGUAGGAUUGGACUCGCUGCCUCAGAGCGUCAACGGCAAGAUCGACCGGAGAGCGCUGCAAGCGCUGGACGUGGACGUUACCAUUGAGCCGCUGGAGACGGCGGAAGAAAUUCAACUGGCACAGGUGUGGUCCGACGUGUUGGGGGUCCCCUUCGCCGACAUCGGUCGAACGUCGUCGUUCUUCGCUCUGGGCGGGGAUUCUAUCUCGUCCAUCAAAGUUGUUGCCGAAUGCGCAAAGCUAGGGUUGACACUGACUGUCGCGAAGCUGAUGACCGAAGCAGUGCUGCACCGAGUGGCACAAGUGUCGAGCGAUGCGGUCACCACAGUGUGGCCAUCGAGUCAGUUGGACACGUCGAUCGCGGAGGAGGUCAAAAUGUUUUGGUCGGACACGCUGAACCUUGACGACUUUUCCGUCUACCCUGUGACUCCACUUCAAGGCGGCAUGCUGUAUGCGACGUUGAGCGACCCCACAGCGUAUGUGAUGCAAUUGCCCAUUCCAAUCGACUCUGCUGUCGAGCCGUCGACUGUGUUGGAGUCGUUCGAGCGCUUGGUUGAGCAGCACGAAAUGCUUCGGACAACUUUUGUGACGACGACGACAGGACUGACUCAAAUCAUCCGAGAAGAUGCGGUGGGAGUGGAAACGGCAAGCGUUGCUGUGGACCACUUGGAGGAGUACCUUUCGGAGGACAUGACCCGAGGGUUCGAGCUCGGUGACAAGUUCUUUGUCCGGCUGGCCGUGGUGUCGGAGCCAUGUGCGAGACAUGCCGUCUUGACCAUUCAUCACGCGUUGUACGACGGAUGGUCGACCGGUAUGAUUGUGUCAGACUUGAUGGACCUCGUCCAUGGCAAACCGUUGGUACCCCGCGCGCCCUUCCGGACUGUUGUCGACUACAUCGAAGCGCAAGACAAGUCGAAGAUGGAAGCCUUUUGGCGGUCAUACUUGUCCGGAGUGGUGCCCUCGCCACUUACGUUGACAACCGCGACGUCCACCGUUGAGAGAGGCUCGCUGUCGCUCACGCCGACGUUGCCUCUGCAGUCGAUGACGGACGCAGCCAAGCGCAUGGGGACGACCCUGGCAGUGUUCACCAAGCUCGCAUGGGCGGCCACGCUCCGCAAGUUCACCCGAUCAAACGACAUUGUGCUUGGCCAAGUCAUGGCUAACCGUGACAUGCCGGUGAUGGGAGUGGACAGGAUCAUCGGUCCACUCCUUAGCACGGUGCCUUGCCGUGUGCAGUUUGACGACAGUCAGACACUGCAAGAGUUGGUGUCCGCUGUACAAAAUCAGCAAGGGACUUUGUCUGCCAACGCCCAUGCCAGCUUGGUGGACGUGAAACGAUGGAGCGGGGCUGACGGUGACCUCUAUGAUACUCUGUUCGUGUUCCAAAACUUGCCGGACGUGGACGCCGACUUACCGGAGAGCUCGGAGGAUGCCCUGCCGCCGCAGACUACGUCGCAUCACGUGUUCGAACUCGGUGUCGAACCCUCGUCUACGACGAUGACUGUCAACGGCCUUUACGACCCGCUGCGCAUGUCCUGGUCGCAAGCUCGUUCUCUUCUGGACGAAUUCGACUAUACCUUGACGCAGCUGCACCGCGAGUGGGACAGAGCCGGACACGUGUCCGCAUUAUGGGACCUCAGUCCGGCGAGAGAAGACGCCGUCUUGUUGGCGUCCCAGGGACUGGUGUCGCCGGUUGAAUUCACUCUGCUGCACGAGCCCUUUGAAACCACGGCGAAAUUGCAGCCCGACCUUCCCGCCGUCGAAUUCGAAGGCUCCGUUCUAUCGUAUGGACAACUGAACGCACAAGCAAACGCUGUCGCGAGUGAGCUGGUGGAGGUAGGCGUGGCGGUGGGAUCUUGCGUGGCGGUAAUCAUGGAUCGCUGCCUGGAGUUCCCGAUCGGGCUGAUGGCAGUACUCAAGGCCGGCGGGACGAUGAUGCCUCAGGAUGCGUCGUUUCCUGCCGCGCGCUUGGCCUACGCCCUGCACGAUGCUGGCACUGUGGCUGUGGUGACAACGGAAGCUCAUCGCGGCCGCAUCCAAGAGAUGCGUCUGGACAUUCCUGUCAUGUACAUCGAUACGAGUGAGCUGGCAAGUCGAGAAUCCGAAUUCACUCCUGCCCAACUUCCGUCCGGAGACAACGCGGCGUUCAUUGUGUACACGUCUGGAUCCACGGGACAACCCAAAGGCGUGCCAGUCCUGCACAAGAGUGCGCUGAACGCAGCAAUCCAGUGCUCGUCCAGGUUGGAAAUGCGUGGUGCACGAAUCCUUCAAUUCCUGGCCAUUGGUUUCGACGGGUGCCAGUGGGAAACGUGGAUGGCCUUCUCUAGCGCAUCGACGCUGGUGCUACGGACAAGCGAGCUCGACAGCGAUUUGAAGAACGUGGACAUGGUGGCGCAGACUGUGACAGGUCUGUCGUUGAUGGGUGACCCGUCCAACUACCCGAAUCUCAAGUGCGUUUGUGUCGGCGGUGAAGCCAUGCCACCUCAUUUGCGUGACACUUGGGCUGAGCACGUUCGCUUAGCCAACGUGUACGGCCCGAGUGAGGGCAGUAUGAUCACGCACGUUGAGGUCAUUGCCCCGUCGAGCGCCAUCACCAUCGGCAGUCCAAUCCCGAACGUUGUGUCGUAUGUCUUGGAUGACAGUCAGCGUGUGGUCCCAGUGGGCGUCGUGGGUGAGUUGUACUUGGGAGGUGUCUGCGUGUCGCCAUGCUACGUCAACUUGCCCGAGCAAACGGCCGAGCGCUUCUUGGUGGAUCCGUUCACGGGCGGCCGCAUGUUCCGCACGGGCGAUUGCGCGCGCCUGCUCCCGAGCGGCAAGUUUGAGAUACUGGGCCGCAAAGACAGUCAGGUCAAGUUGAAGGGCUACCGCGUCGAGUUGGACGAAGUGGGCGAGGCGAUGAUGCGCCACGGUAGCGUGAUUGCAGCGGCGGCGCUGGUGAAGGACAAGACCCACUUAGUCGGAUAUUUUUCGCCAGCCGAUGUCAACGUGGGUGAACUGCGCGAAUUCGUGGCAAGUCAAUUGCCAGUGUACAUGGUCCCGGCGGUCUGGAUCGGCAUGGACAACUUGCCUCUCAACACCAACGGCAAGAUCAACCGGAGAGCACUGCAAGCGCUGGACGUGGACGUUACCAUUGAGCCGCUGGAGACGGCGGAAGAAAUUCAACUGGCACAGGUGUGGUCCGACGUGUUGGGGGUCCCCUUCGCCGACAUCGGUCGAACGUCGUCGUUCUUCGCUCUGGGCGGUGACUCGAUAUCUGUGGUGAAGGUCGUUGGCGCGUGCCGAGAGCUGGGUAUCGUAUUGAGCGUUGGUCAAGUAGUAAAGGAGGCAUUGCUUUGGCGUGUGGCGGCCGCUGCGACUCUUGAGUCCGUCGUCGACGUGCCUGUCGUGUCGGUGGAUCGAUCGAUUAUUGCUGCCAUCGUUGCCGAAUGGAGCGAGAAGCUCAACUUUAGUGGCACCGACGUCGUUGUGUAUCCCGUGACGCAUCUGCAAGCGGAGUUCCUCAAAAUCUCCCACUCGAUGCCGUAUACAUUUGCGAUGCAAUCAAUGUUCAUGCUUCCUUCCGACAUGGCAUGCGAAGACGUGUGCCGCGCAUUCAGGACUGUGGUCGACCGCAACGAACUCCUCCGGACAACGUUUGUCGAGCACAAGUCCAAGUAUUACCAACUCAUUCGUCCCGACACGAGCGACAUCGAUAUUCAUGUUGAUUCGUCGUCGACGUCGUUGGAUGAGUUUCUGGCUCGCGAUCUCAAGCGAGGCUUCCAGGUCGGUGAAAAACACUUUGUUCGACUUGCCAUUGUUAUCGUCAACGGCUCGUGCCAUGCCGUUUUGACCAUCCAUCAUGCUCUGUACGAUGCCUGGUCUUUUGGUAUGACGACCUCCGAUUUCUGGUCGGCGCUUGCCAAUGAAGCAUUGCCUUCGCGCCCGAGUUUUCGGUCUGCCAUCGACUACAUUGAGGCAGACGCAGAUACAGCCGCUGCCUUUUGGCGCCGAUAUCUUGCCACCGCCCCAUUUCCUAACGAUGCACCUUUCGUCCUGGACUUGGCGGACUCGGUCACAACUGCGACCUUGGAACUUCCUUGCUCGAGACCGCUGCAAGUAUCGCGGUACGACCUCAACGCCGUCGCCAAGGUGGUGGAUGUCCCUGUGUACAUUAUACUUCGGUACGCGUGGGCGUUGACAUGGAAGCAGUUUACCGGUCGUGACACGAUUGUAUUUGCUCAAACGAUGGCGAACCGAAGCUUGCCUGUGAAGAAUGUCGACCGAAUCAUGGGACCAUUGCUCAGCGAAGCGCCAUGCUGCGUACACGUACUCGAGAGUGCGCCACUGCAUCAAGUUCUCCGCAACUUGCACACUGACGAAGCUGAGUUGACGCUGCACUCCCACGCGAGCGAAGACCAAGUUCGACAAUGGUGCAGCCAUCCGGUCAACGUGUGCGACACCCGAUUUGUCUUCUCCAACUUCCCGCGGCCAAGCGACGCUGUCAGCAACGACGACAAGCUCGAGUUCAAUAUGAUUCGCAACCAACGACAGCUACUAGAGAUGGUUGGCGUCGAGCUCUCACCCGACAUGACGUUUGCUCACACCUUCGUCGUCGCCAUUGAGCCGGAAGGCGACACAUUCAAGGUCACUGGCAACGAAGACCCUGCCAAGGUGUCUCCUGCGCAAUGCCGUGUUGUCAUCGACACGUUCGACCAACACGUCACUGCACUGGUGGAGGCGCUUCGCCUCGCCAACUAGAUAUUGCAUAACUCCAUUCGUACUUCAAUAUAUUUCAUUCAACUUUCC
Aphanomyces invadans is the source of this 27453-nucleotide messenger RNA. RefSeq lists its product as hypothetical. Gene Ontology annotation, molecular function: catalytic activity; phosphopantetheine binding. NCBI's taxonomy places the organism in Eukaryota, Oomycota, Saprolegniomycetes, Saprolegniales, Verrucalvaceae. Gene Ontology annotation, cellular component: cytoplasm. The coding region runs from base 1 to 27405 and encodes 9134 amino acids. The transcript has 17 exons. The record is from RefSeq and is a predicted model, not a curated record. Gene Ontology annotation, biological process: amino acid activation for nonribosomal peptide biosynthetic process; secondary metabolite biosynthetic process.